Messenger RNA from Plasmodium malariae, 2127 nucleotides. Its product is annotated as conserved Plasmodium protein, unknown function. Bases 1 to 2127 code for a protein of 708 amino acids. Lineage: Eukaryota; Apicomplexa; Aconoidasida; Haemosporida; Plasmodiidae. The record is from RefSeq and is a predicted model, not a curated record. The transcript has 12 exons.
AUGUUUUUUAACAAAUAUAGAAAGAAAUUUAAAAACACCAAAAGACGAUAUUGUGGUGUACCCGAAAUUAGUAGGAAAGAAGGGAACAAUUCCUUCCUUCCUAUUUUAGGCAGUGAUUCAUUAAAAGAACUUAUAUUAAGGGAUUAUUUUAAAAUAAUUUUAGAAAGCGUUUAUGAUAACUUUCAGAAAAACAACUACUUCUUUGAAGUCUUCAUAUAUGUGGACAUAAUAAAAUUAGUCGAUUCCAUUAGCUGUUUGGGAUACUAUUUGACCAAAAAUUUCGUUGCAUUUGCAAACUCUUUUAACGAAAUAUCAUAUAGUUUGUUGUCUGAGUUUCUGCAAAGUUUUAAGAAUGAAAGACCUAAUAGUGAUAUGAUAGAAUACCUCAACGUUCUAAUUAAGAGUAAAUUUUUUACUAUAACCCUUAUUCCAACUAAUACUCCAGUAAAAGUAGAUUGUAUUUUAAAUCUAGCGAAAUCAUAUAAAUUGGAAAAUAACUUCUAUAAUGUAAUAGAAUUAAUUAAUGCUAUAUUAAUUUGCCAGGAUAAAAGAAGUUUUUUGUAUAAAUCUAUUUAUAUGAGAAUAUGCGAAUGUUCAAACAAGUACUUGCCUCAUCAAAAUGUAAUCGUGAAAAUGAACAAACUCGGAGAUAUAAUUGACAAAAAGGAGGGUAAGGAGAUAUGUAAAUUAUGUUUUACAAAGGAAUAUGAAGAAAUAACGAGUAAAAGGCAGUUCAAAAAUUUUUUUCUUUUGAAGUUUUCUUUUACUAAAACACUUGAUGAAUAUAGUAACAUAGAUGAAUGCACAACUUUUGAAGUUUUAUAUCAAGACAUCCCUGAAAGAACAGAAACCUUUGAAACUGGAAUGAAGUACAACUUAAUUGUUGUGUCCAUUCCUAACCAACCAAAUAAAAACAGCAUUAAGGGUUCACGAGUUAGCAAUCUGUGGCUAUUGAAUUAUUGGAAACAUAAUACAAAAAAAUUUGGAAGUAACCUGUUGGCACUACCAGAAAAGGAAAAGACAUCGUUGUCCACUGAAAUAUUUAACGAUUUACUACAAUCCCAAAAUUUAGAUGACAUGAAUAAAAUUAUAGUUGACAUAUUAAAGAUGCCGAAUAAUAAUUCCUGUUUGAGUAAAAUUUGUAAAACGACCAAAUUAACCUUAAUAUUAAUUAGCAUUUGCAGUAACUUUUUAAAAUACUCAAAAAUGGACAUUUUUGCGUACGAUAUAUACAACAAAAUUAAAUCGAACAAAUGGCUAAAUCCUAGCUCAAAAGGACAUACCUUAGCAAGGGUAAGAGCGCCUCACUGUUUUUUUAUAUGCUUGGAUGAAAUAAUAAUGAAGGACUUAGUUAAAUUUUGCAAUUAUUUCUGUAACAUUAAACUACUCAACGUUAAAAAGGAUUCUUUUAAUAUAUUACUAACUCAAAAAUACGACAUAUUAGUCAUAAACAUAAAUAAUUUGAGUAAUUCUCAAAUAAAUGUAUUAGUGGAGUUAAUGAAAAAUGGGAUUUACAAGAAUAAAAAAUGUUUUUUUCCGAUAUCAACUACUUUUUGGGUCUAUGCUGUAAAACCAUAUAUAAGAAAUGAGCAGGAGUUUAAUGCAUACAUCAAGGAAGAUUUGUUAGCACGUUUUGACUUCUUGUUUGAACUAAGUUUUGAAGAUGUUGAUGAUUUAAUCGAUGAAAUAUUGAAAACAACAGAUGAUGUUGAAAACAAAAAUUUUGACUUUUAUUUUGAAUUAAAUAAUAAAUAUUCCUAUUUAAAAAAAAGCAAUUUAUCUAAUUUUGAAUUUAGCGAAAUGAGUGAUAUAACGAAAUCGAUCAUUCAAAAGUACUUUAACAUGGCUGCGGAUUUGUCAACGUUAACUAUAUACCACAUAGGAAUUUGCGAAUUGUUAUGUAUCAGUGUGUCUAUUUUAUUAGGGAAAAAUGAAUGCCUCAUUGAGCACGUUGUGUUAGGACUGUUUUUAUACGACACUUUUGUAUCUUCUAAAAAAAAUGAACUAACUCAAUUUGAUAAGAAUAUCUUAAAAAGCAUAAUAGACCCCCCGAACAAUGAAAGUACCUCUUUUCAGAAAUUAAUGAAUUAUUUUUCGUCCUAUAUAAAUGCCACGGUAAAUCUGUAA